Molecule: messenger RNA, 3744 nt
Organism: Haplochromis burtoni (Burton's mouthbrooder)
Lineage: Eukaryota; Metazoa; Chordata; Actinopteri; Cichliformes; Cichlidae
Product: N-chimaerin
Exons: 15
Coding region: 256-1635 (459 amino acids)
Biological process (GO): positive regulation of GTPase activity; regulation of small GTPase mediated signal transduction; signal transduction
Molecular function (GO): GTPase activator activity
Source: RefSeq, a predicted model, not a curated record
ACCACGUCUUAUUGGCUAACCUUUGGGCUACUAAAACCAGCGUGUGUUCUCACAUUGUUGGGAGCCGUGUUUGUUGCACUUUUAUUUUGCUACGAAGCAAAUGCUUUUUCUUCACAGUGUAACUUUAAAAGAAAAGGGUCCACCAGCGCCGCCUUAUCCUCCAGGACAGCCUACCAACUAAAGAUUUAAACUGAGAGGGUGGAAAUUUGGAUCUGCUGCCUAAUUGUUCAUCAUCAUUAUUAUCUUAGAAUCAAGAUGGCCCUAAAUGUCUUUGAUCAUGAUGAAUACAGGCCACCAGUGUGGAAAUCCUACUUGUAUCAGCUCCAGCAGGAGGCACCUCACCCACGCAGAGUCACCUGCACCUCUGAGGUGGAAAACCGACCUAAAUACUAUGGCAGAGAGUUCCAUGGGAUGAUCUCAAGAGAAGAGGCUGACCAGUUACUGAGUCAGGCAGAGGGCAGCUACCUCAUCAGAGAGAGUCAGAGGCAGCCAGGCACUUACACACUGGCUCUAAGGUUUGGGAACCAAACAAGAAACUUCCGUCUCUACCAUGACGGGAAACACUUUGUUGGGGAAAAAAGGUUUGAGUCCAUCCAUGACCUCGUCACAGAUGGCCUCAUCACACUCUAUAUCGAGACAAAGGCAGCAGAGUACAUCGCUAAGAUGACCAUAAACCCUAUCUACGAGCAUGUGGGAUACACCACUCUGAACCAGGAGCCCACCCUGAAAAAACACCUCCCUCACAGCCAGGAGGAACCUGACGGACCGACUCCAGCCAAAGAUGACCACAACACAGAGGAAAGGCUCACAUCACUGGUGCGGCGGGCCACCCUGAGGGAGAGCGACUUGGCGCCCAAGUAUGAGAAGGUCCACAACUUCAAGGUUCAUACAUUCAGGGGUCCCCACUGGUGUGAGUACUGUGCCAACUUCAUGUGGGGUCUCAUCGCUCAGGGAGUGAAAUGUGCAGAUUGUGGGUUGAACGUCCAUAAGCAGUGCUCCAAAGUCGUACCCAACGACUGCCAGCCAGACCUUCGGCACGUCAAGAAGGUGUACAGCUGUGACCUGACAACGCUGGUCAAGGCCCACAACACCAAGAGGCCCAUGGUGGUCGACAUGUGUAUACAGGAAAUUGAGGCCAGAGGUCUUCAGUCAGAAGGUUUAUACAGAAUAUCAGGCUUCAGCGAGCUGAUUGAAGAUGUUAAACUGGCCUUUGAUAGAGACGGAGAGAAAGCAGACAUAUCCUCAAAUGCUUACGAGGACAUCAACAUCAUCACCGGAGCCCUCAAACUGUACUUCAGAGAGCUGCCCAUACCCCUCAUCACGUAUGAUGCCUACCCACGCUUCAUAGAAGCUGCAAAAAUAACAGACCCAGAGAAACGACUGGAGGCCCUCCAUGAGGCCUUGAAGCUGCUGCCACCAGCUCACUGCGAGACGCUGCGAUACCUCAUGGGUCACCUCAAGAGAGUGACACAAUACGAGAAGGAGAAUCUCAUGACUAGCGAGAAUUUAGGCAUCGUCUUCGGCCCAACACUUAUGAGGGCGCCCGAGCUGGAUGCCAUGACGGCACUCAACGAUAUCCGAUAUCAGAGACUUGUGGUGGAAGGUCUCAUUACCAAUGAAGAUGUGUUGUUCUGAGGUGCAAGAGGAGAUAAAAAGAGAGACUGGGGAUGACACUUGAAUGCUUUUAAAGAUAAAAAGGUGGCUUCUAAUGAGAAAAUGAGGGAGAAACUUGUGUCUCGCUAGAGAGGAUUAAAAAAAUAUACUACCUGCUUUUGUGAUGGUUGGAUAAAUCGAGAAAUGAAGGAAGUGUCUGUCUUCAUGAAAGCAAUUUAACAAAAUCUAUCUUGAGACACAGCAACUUUGAGUGAAGAAGUGGAUGGAAGGACCCAGCAUUUCCCUAAAGUUUAAUGGAAAUAGGAGCAAAACAUCAAGUCAACGAGCUCUACUUUGUCUCUAUGAGUUGGUAUUAGAAACACCCUGUAUCAGCGAGAGAAUUAACAAUGUGUGGUAGAAACACUGCACCAUCUAUCUUUAAGUUCUUGUCAUUUCUUCCUACAAGGAUGCCUUGACUUUUUGGAUUGUGGAAAAACAUGACUGUAUUGAAAAUGUUAGCUUGGUUAGUGUUUAUCAUUGAAAGUCCUGGUAAGUUUUCGUUGUUUUCUUAGUGUCAGUGUGUCCCGUUUGAUCCUCUUGAAGAGAAGAAGCAGCAGCACUGGCUUCCUAACAGUAGACAGCCGGAUGAAUGAAUGAAUGAAUGACUGGAAAAAGUGUAUUGCUCACGUUUGGCACAUACUCAUUCCUCCAAAUGGAACUAAAGUGAUUUGGACCUAUGGCCUUUCUUUUUUCCUUCCUCUUCUUUUGCUCCGCUUUUGCUUCAUAGCUCUCCCUUUUGCCCCAUAGCUGAAUUGAAAACCUGAUAGGAAAUGACACUUAAAAUUCAGUGAGAGUCUAUUUAAAGGAAGCGUUUUUCCAGUUCCUGAAAGAGCAUCUUUCCAAGUGAAAAUUUUGCUUCUGACACAACUUAUAAACAUAGAGCAAGAAGUAUUGUGCCAGACCAUCUGUCAGACAUGAACACACAGUAUUUACCAGUAAUUGUCAGGCAGCUUUAGCCGUCAUACUUUGCUGUAGUGGCAGAUGCCGAGGGGAGGGACACCCUCGUUUGACUUGAAACGCAAAUACGUGAGGCCAGUACUGUUUUUUGUUUUGGUUUGUCAUUUGUAUAAAGCGGUGCUGUAAUUAAGCAGUGUUUUGUUAUGAAGGAGAUUUUUGCAAUGAAAAUACUAAUUGAAAUUCAUCAUCACUCGCCCGACUGCAAUUCAACAAAAUGAAGCACACUGAUAAUUUCAAGGCCCAUCUCUGUUAUUGGCCUGAGUGGGAUAAUUGGGCAAGUUUUAAUAUUAAAUUGAAUCCCAAUUGCUUUGCAUCGGUGCUUUGCCUCUCCUUCUGUAAACAUGUUUGGAAGUCAUGUAUCUGUCACUUGUGUUGAUGCCACUUAAUCUAACUGUGAAACUGGAGGAAGUGAUGAUAAUUUCAAGCCCAAAGGCCAGUCUGUAUUUCAUAUCUUAACGUCUGCCUUCUGCAGUGAAGAUGAGAUUUGUCCCUGACUAGAGCAGGUGACAGAUUACAGAGGUUUUUGAGUUUGCUGUAAUGUUUUGAUGCCAUAAACGCAGUGUCCAUGAUAGAAAUAAUCUGUCCAUGCUUUUUUAUUUGUUGUUAAACUAGUGCCAUUUGAAAGGGUGGAGGUGUAAAAUGAAGGCUUUCUGCAUGUACCCCCACCUGCUACUACUCACCUUUACUCAUUCCUCCCCCCAUUUUUGUCGGGGGGUUCACUGAGUAGUGAAGACCCACCCGGCUUGAAGACCUUUUUGGCUUUUUUUUGGUUUGGUUUCUUUUUUUGUAAAGCAAGGACAGUUGCUGGGUGUAAAUCAAAUUGAUGUAACAUAAAAAUAGCAUCAGCAUUUUUCUAAUGGAUUAUGUUUUCAUGUUAUCUGUUUUCUUUAUUUACAUUGUCUAACCAUAGACUAACUCUUAUCAGACUAACCUGAUGAAAACUUGUGACCCUUCAGUGAUCUGUGACAGCUGCUUUUUUAGCAUCAUGAUUAAAAUGUGUUGGGUUUUUUUGGUUUUGUUUUGGGGUUUUUUUUUAUUGUCAUUGCUGUAAAGUAUUUUCUAUAUGGUUUAUGCAUGGUGAAGUUAAAUUAUUAAAUAUGACUUUAAGUUGGUCGUCUGAAUUUUGUGUUUUAA